GUGUGGACUCCAGCUAGCGAAGCGGCCUCCGCUGUCCUGCAGGCCUUGCCACAGCAGGUGCCCGCCCCGCCCCUAUGCCCAACAUGAGCUGGAGCUUCCUGACCCGGCUGCUGGAGGAGAUCCACCACCACUCGACGUUCGUGGGCAAGGUGUGGCUGACGGUGCUGGUGGUGUUCCGCAUCGUGCUCACGGCCGUGGGCGGCGAGGCCAUCUACGCCGACGAGCAGGCCAAGUUCACCUGCAACACGCGCCAGCCGGGCUGCGACAACGUGUGCUACGACGCCUUCGCGCCGCUGUCGCACGUGCGCUUCUGGGUCUUCCAGAUCGUGGUCAUCUCCACGCCGGCCGUGCUCUACCUGGGCUACGCCGUGCACCGCCUGGCCAGGGCCGCCCGCGCCCCGCGCCGCCGGCCCGCGCUGGCCCUGGCGCCCCCGGGCUGGCCGGGGCCCGCCGAGCUGGGCGACGAGGAGCCCAUGCUGGGCCUGGACGACGACGACGACGACGACGAGCAGGACGGCCGCGCGCGGGCGGCCGAGCACGCCGGGGCCGAGGCGCACGCGGGGGACGCGGCCAAGGGCGGCGGCGGCGGCGCUGGCCCCGCGGCGGCGGCCACGGCGCAGCACGACGGCCGCAGGCGCAUCCAGCGCGAGGGCCUGAUGCGCGCCUACGUGGCCCAGCUGGUGGCCCGCGCCGCCUUCGAGGUGGCCUUCCUGGUGGGCCAGUACCUGCUGUACGGCCUGGAGGUGCGGCCCUCCUUCGCCUGCAGCCGCCGGCCCUGCCCGCACGUCGUGGACUGCUUCGUGUCGCGGCCCACCGAGAAGACCGUCUUCCUGCUGGUCAUGUACGUGGUCAGCGGCCUCUGCCUGCUGCUCAACCUCUGCGAGAUGGCGCACCUGGGCCUGGGCAGCGCGCAGGACGCCGUGCGAGGUCGCCGGCCACCCCCGGCCGCGCCUGGCCCCGGGCCUCGCCCGCCGCCCUGUGCGCUGUCCGCGGGCCCCGCGGGCCUGGCCGGGCCGCCCGACUACAGCCUGGUGGUGCGCGCGGCCGAGCGCGCCCGGGCCCGCGACCACGGCCUGGCCGGCCUGGCCCUGCAGGCCUUGCGCGACGGGGGCCUCGACAGCCCGCCAGGCCCCGGCCUGGACCUGGCUGCCCCCCACAGGGGCCCCACGAGGGCCGCUGCCACCGCCUCGGGCUCGGGCAGCGCCACAUCGGGGGGCACCGGCGGGGGCCAGGCCCGGCCAGGCACCAAGGCCAGGGCAAGUUCGGAGAAGGGCAGCGCCAGCAGCCGGGAGGGGAAGACCACGGUGUGGAUCUGAGGGCUGGCACCACCCGGGGCACAACGCGGGCAGGCCUGUGACAGGAGGCAGAGAAACUCUGGGCUAUCUGUUGGAGGGUGCAGAGCAAGGCCCGAGUAGAUGGCCCCUCUAUCCUCCACAGGGGUGUGGGAGCUCCGGCCGGAAGCCUAGGAGUCUCCCCGGCUCCAACCCUGCA
Suncus etruscus (white-toothed pygmy shrew) is the source of this 1491-nucleotide messenger RNA. It is a transcript of the gene GJC2, whose product is annotated as gap junction protein gamma 2. The transcript has 2 exons. The record is from RefSeq and is a predicted model, not a curated record. Lineage: Eukaryota; Metazoa; Chordata; Mammalia; Eulipotyphla; Soricidae. Gene Ontology annotation, biological process: cell communication. Gene Ontology annotation, cellular component: connexin complex. Bases 75 to 1316 code for a protein of 413 amino acids.